AUGAACUUCUCCCUCCCCGACAUCCCCGGCCUUCUCGAACCCUACCUCCCCCCGGCCCUCCAAGCCUACUUGACGCGCCAGAACCUGCAGACCCUGCUGCGCGUCAUCGUCGCGUUGUCGACGUACAUCCUCUUCCGGCCGCACCUGGAGUCCCUGUUCCGCAAGAUGACGGGCACGCCGGAUAGGAGGGAGGAGGAGGCGCGGGCGCGGAUGGAGUUUCUUCGGCGGCAGCAGCAGCAGCAGCAGCAACAACCGCAAACGGGUGGACAGGGAGGUAAUAGGAGUAUGGGGAUUGUGGGGAAGGAUGGGAAGGUGUAUCAGGUUGUGUCGCCGGCGCAGCAGCAGCAGGGAGCAGGGGGGAAGAAUGCGAAAGGUGGGAAGAAGAAGGAUGGGAGGAGGAAGGCCUAA
Molecule: messenger RNA, 408 nt
Organism: Fonsecaea multimorphosa CBS 102226
Lineage: Eukaryota; Fungi; Ascomycota; Eurotiomycetes; Chaetothyriales; Herpotrichiellaceae
Exons: 1
Coding region: 1-408 (135 amino acids)
Source: RefSeq, a predicted model, not a curated record